Caenorhabditis angaria is the source of this 1405-nucleotide messenger RNA. NCBI's taxonomy places the organism in Eukaryota, Metazoa, Nematoda, Chromadorea, Rhabditida, Rhabditidae. The record is from the annotation of a GenBank genome assembly.
AUGGAUUCAAAAUCUCGUAAAUCAAGUCGUCAAAGCUCAAAAAGCUUGAAAUCAAAGUCAUCAAGAAAUAAAAGAUCGAAAACAUCGAGAUCUUCAAAAUUAUCAACUAGAAGAUCAUCAAAGAGAUCAUCGAACUCAACUCGAAAAUCUUCCAAAUCCUCAAGAAAAUCCAAAAAAACUUGUAGUAAAUCACUCAAUAGUGAUUUAACCAAACUUCGCUCAAAGGCAAGGAAAAAUGCGAAAAAAGCUGAAAAACGUGCGAGAAACCAAGCAAGAAAAGAAGCAUUCGAAUCACAAUUUGAUAUUUUAGAAAGGUAAGACUUUGAGAUAGAUGCCUACAGUAACCCUUUUUAUUUUCAGACCAGAUGGUUUUGGUGCUCUUGUUGUUUAUGUUUAUCAAUUGUUACAUUUGAUUUACUGUGUAUCAGCCCUUUCAUAUUACUCGUUUUUCAAAAAUGAACCCACAUCUCGUGAAGACUUGCAAGCGGUUUACUGGACUGUUUGUAUUGAAGUUUGUUAUUUUUAUUUUUGUAAGAAGAACAGGCUGGAAAUUUGAGAUUUGAUGAGAAAGUUAGGCAGAAAUUAUAGCUACCGUAAGAUUCCGAUUUUCCAAAAAAAAAACCUUUUUUCGAACGCAAUUUCAGAUUAGGUUUUUUUUAAACUUCGAAGGUGAACAUUUUUGGAAUUAUCUUAUCUAAAUAUAAUUUCCAGCCAGUUUUAGUUUCCUCUCAAAAUAUAAAUUGAUAAAAUUCAGAUAAUUUCGAUGUGCAUAAUUCUUCUUACAUUAUUCUACCGUACUCCAGGAUUCCGUAGUUUUGUUCUACUCGUCCAAUACAUUUAUGCUUUCUAUUUUUGGUCGAUAUUCUUCAAAGUAAUGAUUGAUUAUGAAAUAUUCAGCACUCUAUCAAUUCCUGAGAAUCUUUUUGGACUUCAAGCAAUUUCUGUUUUGAGUGCAAUUCUUCAUAGUUUCAUUCUAUGUUUCACAAUGGAUUUUGUCGGAUGUUCAGAAUUGGAUGAUGAUUUCUCAUCGAAAUAUAUCAUUGAAACAAAAGAAAAACGAAAACAAAAAAUAUAUCUUUUGGUUGCUGAAUUUCUUAAAUCAUAUGUUGUUGGAAAUGGUGAAGAACAAGGAACACCCUCAGUUGGUGUUAUGGUGACAGAUGAAACUGGAAAUCCAGUCAAAAUCGAUGGAAGUGUUAUUAAAUCAGAUGUUAAUCGAAAAAUUAGUUUGACAUUGGCAAAAGAUUCAAUGCAAUUAUCAUCGACUAAUGUUGUCGAAUCGACUUUGGCUGUUCCAUCACAAAAGGAGGAGCCAAUUCAGAAAAUUCAAAUUAUUCAAAAGAAUGAGCCGGUUUACAAUCAUGUAGCAGAACAAAAAAAUUAUUUGAGUCCAAGAACUUUGUAA